CAAUAAAUUCUAGAACAGUUCUAGAACUGAACUGAAAGAAUCAUCAUAAAGAGACUGAAACUGACCAAUUUCAUAACAACAUUUUCCCCUAAGUCUUAAGUUUUUCCCAUGGGGAAUAUAACCAGGAAAAGAUGCAGAGACCUGGUGGUUGACAGUCCCAAGUCCCUGGAAGAUGGCCCAUCCAUAGCACUUCACUUGAAAUUCUUUGAAGCCAUCAUGGACGAAGAUUGUGCUACCACUGAGGCACUGUUGAGAAAUCACCCCAUCAACCAGCCCAUCAUCAUUCUGCCCAACUCCACCAGCAACAGAUUACUUCUGAGCCAGCAUGCAGAAUCUAUCAUCCCCAUCCAUCUGGCUGCCAAGAGCCACAAGGCCCAGAGUUUGCGCUGCCUCUUAUGGCAUGGUGCUGACCCAGAAGUCAGGGACGACAGGGGCCUCACCACACUCAACUUACUGCUACUGCACUGGCCGGUAACUUCCAUCUGGUGGGCAAAACCAGGCAACAGACUCCAAAGGAUCCUGACAGACAUUCAGAAUAACGCCAUCACGUGUCUCCGCACCUUGUGUGAGCAUGGAGCUCAAGUUAAUGCUCGGGUGGAAAUCAGCAACAAUCAAUUACCACUCCACCUGGCCAUCAAAUAUGGUUGCAAUCCAGUUCUCUCCAUUUUGGCCCAAAAUGGUGCCGAUGUCAAUGCUAUUAAUGAAGUCAGCAUGACACCCCUUCACAUGGCCGCAGACAUGCUGAAUAAGGAGAUGAUGGAAACACUCAUUGCCUAUGGAGCAAACGUCAACUGUGCUGUCUCUUCCACGGGGAACACGGCUCUGAAGCUGGCAGUGCGCGCUGCGUCAAGCAAAGCAGGCCGACUACUCAGGGCAGGGGUCAGCUGCAUCUGUCUGCUGCUCACUCACGGAGCCAAAGUCAAUGCCCAGGACUACAAAGGCCAAACAGCCAUCCACGAGGCAUGCUUUGGAGGCAGAGAGCCAAUAAUUGAUCUUUUGCUUGAAUUUGAAGCAAAUAUUAAUAUUUUAACAAAAAACGGGGAAUCUCCAAUUUACAUGUACCUUCAGCGCAGUUUCAAUAUAAGACACACAGCACUUCUGUCCAGGCUUCUUAAUCGCACUUAUCCUCUGAGAAUUACCAAUAACCAAGGAAUUUUACCUACAGGAAUCAUGCUACCAGAAUUCCGCUUCUUAAGGGACACCCUAAUAAAGCAAUCGAAAAAACCUUUAUCCCUACAGGAUAUCUGCAAAAGAAACAUCCGGAAUAUUUAUGGUGAGAAAUACAAACAAUACUUGAAGCAACUUCUCCCAGUGAAGAUAUGGAAUUCUGUCUACUGUUGGUAUGACUCUGUGUACCUCUUGAAAUAGGACCUCCAAUUUCACAGCAGCAGGGAAUGUCAGUCACUCAAACUGCAUUUUCUGGCUAGACAUGUACCAGAAAAUGCUUAACCUAUCACCCUUUACAUCCCAAAUGUACACACUACUGGUUCCUAAACAUUUUCAAAAAAAGUGAUCUGCCUUUUAACAUUUUUGUUCCUAGGUGGUUUCUUUUUCCCCUCUAACCUGUGUCAAAGGAGUUCCUAGGUUUUUUUUCAGGCCCAUGACUUAAUUUGCUUAGUUAAUUUAAAUCUCUUCAGCCAAAGAAACAAAUAUACGUUCUCUCUUUCUUGAUAAGUCUUUUGUGGAUAAAAAUCAAACAGUCAUUAUAUACUUUUUUUAAACAGCAAAAACAAAAAUCCCAUUUUGUUCAACUUUAACAUGAACAAUUACAGAAAUAGAGUUUAUCUCUAAGACUGAAAAAACAAAUGAGCAUUUCUGCUAAAACUAAGUACCUUUAGCACCACUGAUUAUAUGAGUACUCAGAGCACACUUAGUACCUGAAAAAAAGUACUCAACAGAGGAUUUUCAAAUGUCCAAAAAUUACUGCUUUAAAUUCAACUUACAGCCAAGUGCAGUGGCUCAUACCUGUAACCCCAGCACUUUGGGAGGUUGGGAUGGGAGGAUCACUUGAGACCAGGAACUCAAGACCAGCCUGGGCAACAUAGUCAAACUCCAUCUUUACAAAAAAAAUUAAAAAUUAGCUGGGAAUGGUAGCACAUGCCUGUAGACUCAGCUACUAGGGAGGCUGAGGUAGGAGGAUCACUUGAGCCUGGGAGUUCGAGGCUGUAGUGAGCUGUGAUCAUGCCACUGCACUCUGGCAUGGGUGACAGAGUGAGACCCUAUCUCAAACAAACAAAAAAUUCAACCUAAUAUUUUUAUACUCUGAAUCUACAGAACAAUGAUUUAUCUAACAGGAAUUAUAAUCUCCUAAGUAAAUGAGGUAGGACAUGUCAUCUUAUUUAAUUCAGUGAACCAACAUCAAGUCUUCCCUGUUACAAAGCUUCCACUGCUUAUUUAUUUUAUUUUUUAUUUUUUUACUUUUUGAGAUGGAGUCUCACUUUUGUUGCCCAGGCUGGAGUGCAGUCGUGCGAUCUCGGCUCACCACAGCCUCCACCACCUGGGUUCAAGCGAUUCUCCUGCGUCAGCCUCCUGAGUAGCAGGGAUUACAGGCAUGCACUACCAUGCCUGGCUGUUUUUGUAUUUUUAGUAGAGACAGGGUUUCUCCAUGUUGGUCAGGCUACUCUUGAUCUCCCCACCUCAGGUGAUCCACCCACCUCGGCCUCCCAAAGUCCUGGGAUUACAGGCCUGAACCACCUCGAAUGGUCAGCUACCACUGCUUUCCAUUAUUUCAUCAUCCCCACUUACCUUCAGAUCUCUGUGCACAAUUCCCAUGUUAUGUAUGUAAAACACACCUUCUACCAAUUCUUGAAAAAUUUUUGUUGCAACAUUGGCCAUAACGUAAGGACCUUGAAGUAGAAAAAAAAAAAAAUUUUAUUUGUCUUAUUUUUUUACUCAUUACAUUAGCAUCUAAAUAUUAAUGUCGUUCUAAAUACAUUAACAUCUGACACUUAAGAACAUUCAGAUUUUCAACAAAGUCAAUGCUGCAGAAUGGUCUAAAACCUAGAAACAAGCAAGAAGGCCUCCUCAGCUAGCAAAGAAACCAUCACAAACCAGCACUCAAUAGCUGAUGGACUUUGUCAACCAGAAAGAAAGUGCCUCUAACUUCACUCAGAGCCCUCCUUUGUAUAUAGUAACUUUUUAAAUAAUUCUCAGGUAUCAGGCAACUAGUUUCAAUAGUUUAAGUCCCCUUCAACCCCUGACAUUUUGGGAUUUAAUACUAAUAAAUCUGGUAUCCUACCCCACAGCAGAUUAAAUACAUUAUUACAAAUACUGGAUUAAGAAAAAAGAUAAAAUAUGUUAGCUUCCAGGAGCAAGAUUCAAUCAUCUGGAAAGCUUCACUUUCCAAAAAUGACAGCAUAUUGCCCCCAAAAAUGUAAAUAAAUUCAUCUCUUAAUAUGAUAACAUAAAAAUAUAUAUAUAUAUUUGAUGACAUAAGUGAAUUUGGAGGAUGCAGAGGUUUUACAGGACUAACACAAAAUUCAAUAAAAAGGUCUGGAGGCCGGGCACAGUGGCUGAAGCCUGUAAUCUCAGCACUUUGGGAGGCAAAGGCAGGCGGAUCACCUGAGGUGAGGAGUUCGAGAGCAGCCUACCCAACAUGGAGAAACCCUGUCUCUACUAAAAAUACAAAAAAUUAGCUGAGUGUGGUGGUGCAUGCCUGUAAUCCCAGCUACCCAGGAGGCUGAGGCAGGAGAAUCGCUUGAAUCCUGGAGGCAGAGGUUGUGGUGAGCCGAGUUCACGCCAUUGCACUGCAGCCUGGGCAACAAGAGUGACACUCCGUCUCAAAAAAAAAAAGAAAGAAAAAGGAAAAAGUCUGGCCAGACACAGAGGCUCAUGCCUAUUAUCUCAGGACUUUGGGAGGCAAGGACAGGAGGAUUGCUUGAGACCAGAAGUUGGAGACCAGCCUGGGCAGGAUAAUGAAACCUCAUCUCUACAAUUUUUUUUAUAUCAGCCAGACAUGGUGGCAUGCACCUGUAGUCCAGCUACUCAGGAGACUGAGGCUGGAGGAUCACUUGAGCCGGAGAGGCCAGGGUUACACUAAGCAGUGAACAUACCACUGCACUCCUGCCUGAGUGACAAACAGAGUGAGGCUGUCUCAAAAAAAUAAAAUAAAGUGAAUAAAAAAUACAAAUGAAAAUAAA
Messenger RNA from Callithrix jacchus (white-tufted-ear marmoset), 4139 nucleotides. RefSeq names its product ankyrin repeat domain 61 (gene ANKRD61). NCBI's taxonomy places the organism in Eukaryota, Metazoa, Chordata, Mammalia, Primates, Cebidae. The record is from RefSeq and is a predicted model, not a curated record. Gene Ontology annotation, molecular function: protein binding.